Molecule: messenger RNA, 1281 nt
Organism: Colletotrichum gloeosporioides
Lineage: Eukaryota; Fungi; Ascomycota; Sordariomycetes; Glomerellales; Glomerellaceae
Exons: 2
Coding region: 1-1281 (426 amino acids)
Biological process (GO): positive regulation of transcription by RNA polymerase II
Cellular component (GO): nucleus
Molecular function (GO): transcription cis-regulatory region binding; DNA-binding transcription factor activity
Source: RefSeq, a predicted model, not a curated record
AUGGCUGGGAUCCAUCAGGAAUCCUUCCAGAUGUCAUUAUCAAUGACUCACUGUCCGAUGCCUUGGCCCCCGGAUAUGCUCUCAUCGCCUGAGAGGCGUUUCCUCUGGCAGUAUUUCCUGCACAUCACGAAGGAUGGAUUUCUGUGCCUCGACGAACAAAACCUAUCUAGGUUCCAAGGAUCUCAGGACCCAUUUAUAGCCACUAUCCCACAAAUGGCGAUUUCGAACGAAAGUUUACGGUCCGCGGUCUUCUGUUUUGCUGCGUUUCAGUACAACACCAAUAGGAGUGGCAAUGAAUUCCAGCAACUCGUUAGGGAUUGCUCAAAAAGAGCUUCUGUUGCCCUGAAAUCAAAAACGCCAUCACUUGGUGCACAAAGCUGGUCUCUAUUCUCAAUCGUUGCAUGCGGAAUAUUCCUACACCACUUUAGCCAGGAUGACUCCGAAGAAUAUUUGCAUUACGCAGGCACACUUGCUAUCGGCUUUUCUACACGUCCACAAUCCUCCUCAGAUCUUCUCGCACCGUUCAUCCAGCUAAUACUUUCCAUGUUGCGAUGGAGUAUUAUAUCCACCGUAUGCUCAUUUCAGAGUUCUCGAGAACCGGUGAGCGAUAAGAUCUACCGUGGGUUGGAGAUGCGAAGAGAAGAGAUUGAGCACAACUAUCUACCUUCCUUCCGCGACUGGACAAAUCACCCAAUCUACGCAUUUUCUCCUCGUCUCGUCAAUCCCCUUCUUCGCCUAGCCAGGCUUCUCGACAUUCAGAAGUCUCACUUGACCGUCAAUCAAUACAUAUCGGAUGCAUCAAUGGGAAUGGAAAUGAUAAAGCUAGAAGAAGAACUUCUUACCGCUAGAGAAGCUGAUCUGGAUCUUUCCAAAACAGGCACCACUGACCCCAAGGAACUGCGGUCUCUGAACGAGGCCAUGCAUUCAGCAGCAUUCCUACUCUUCUACGCGCGCCUUAAAGGCAUGCCGUUUACAGCUCCUCUGGUACGCAAGAAGGUGCAGGUUAUCGUGUCCGAAAUUGGGAAGAUUCCUGUCACAUCUCGUGUUUCUCAUGCCGUUUUGUUUCCACUUUUUAUUGCUGGCUGCGAAGCCGUCGAAGGUGAGGCGAGGAGAAGAAUUCUUGAACGGCUUCGUACACCAAGGGGUCUUACGUACAAUCGAAAAGAUGUAUGCCUCUCGUUGGAGCAUGUGUGGCAAAUACGAGACCUUGAACCAGGAAGCAGGUGGCCCGACUGGUUCUACAAAUUGGAACCGGACUUUUGCAUCGAUUCCUUAUUCUAG